GUCCUGAGGAACAUGGUUCACUGCGCAGACCUCAGCAACCCCACCAAGCCACUGGGUGUGUAUCGCCAGUGGACUGAACGCAUCAUGGAGGAGUUCUCCAGACAGGGAGACAAGGAGAGAGACAAGGGCUUGGAGAUCAGCCCCAUGUGUGACAAACACACUGCCUCGGUGGAGAAGAGCCAGGUGGGUUUCAUAGACUACAUAGUCCACCCUCUGUGGGAGACGUGGGGUGACCUGGUCCACCCUGAUGCCCAGGACCUGCUGGACACGUUGGAGGAGAACAGAGACUGGUACCAGUCCACCAUGCCUCAGAGCCCCUCUCCGCCCUACGACAAACACCUGCUCACAGACCGCUUCCAGUUUGAGCUGGCACUGGAAGAUGUGGAGCUCAACCACAACCACAUACAACAACCCAACGGGUCCAACCACAUGGUCAGACAGGAGAACGGAAACCAGGACCAUUCAAAGGAGGACCAUGUUGAAGAGGUGGAGGAGAACCAUGUUGAAGAGGAGAAGGACCAUUUCUCUGUGUUUACAGGGUAA
Messenger RNA from Salvelinus namaycush (lake trout), 543 nucleotides. Its product is annotated as cAMP-specific 3',5'-cyclic phosphodiesterase 4B-like. The record is from RefSeq and is a predicted model, not a curated record. The annotation marks the transcript as partial. Gene Ontology annotation, cellular component: cytosol; nucleus; perinuclear region of cytoplasm. Gene Ontology annotation, molecular function: 3',5'-cyclic-AMP phosphodiesterase activity. Gene Ontology annotation, biological process: signal transduction. NCBI's taxonomy places the organism in Eukaryota, Metazoa, Chordata, Actinopteri, Salmoniformes, Salmonidae. The transcript has 4 exons.